CCUUAGUCAAACAUGGCGCAGGAGUAUCAAUACUUUUACGAAGAUGAAGUCUACAGAUUUAACAAAAAGGGGAAGCUCGAACUUGGAAUGGUACUUGAAAAUGCCGAGUUUGUGUCUAGUGAUGAGGAAUUUGAUGUGGACGAAGAAGAUAAGGUAACGAAGGGCAGCAUUAGGGUGGCAUGGUACCCUAAGGGAGAGGAGCAAGUUCUUCAGGAGCGAAAGGUUGGGCUGGCAGACAGAUCUCUCAUGCCAGGUGAUGUUGUAAGGCGCCUGAUAAGAGGAAAAGACACGCAGCGAGGGUACUGUCGCCAGGUUCACGUGACCUCCAGUGUACAGAUCGUUGGCACAAAACUUGUGAUAUUGAAUGUUGACAGCAAUGACCUUACGCCUCUGGAGGAAUUCACAACAGAUAUUGCAGUGGCACUGGACUCCUGGGUGGGGAUGGUGCACAUGGUCAAGUGCCGUCUGGUGAUGCUGUGCGCUGACGGAUCGAGAUGUGUCAUGUCAGACAGUGAGGCCUUAGAACUGGACGAUAUGAGGGAUUCCCGAGACAGGGACUCGGAGUUCAGGCGCUACGACUUCUAUCCAGGACAGCAGCUAGUGGGCUGCGCAAGGGCCUUCGAAGGGGUGGAAUGGAUAUAUCGGACUCGUGAAAUGGAGGUCGCAUUAUCUAAACCCCACAAAUCGAUUAAGGUUACUGUGGAACAAGUACAGGUUGUGCAGCUUGGUGUCCGUUGGCAGUGUCGUGCAUUUUCUAAUGACCCUAAUGUAGACAAGGAGCAACCAAAGUAUUUAGUUCAGGGCGAGGACCUGAAGAGGGUGAAGAUGUUGAACGUGUUCGAACCAUGCACACUGCAGCUUGGUGACCGCAACUAUUAUGUCUCGAAGGAAGGGGAUGUGAUCAUGACACGUGACCAGUGGAGGAAGCUCAUGGCAGCACAGUUAACGGCGGACCACACCAAUCCCUGUCCCUUGAGGCCUCGACCAGCCAAGAAUAAGUCAAAAAGGAAACACCGCUCAGGUUUAACAGGAGAAGUUGAGCAGAAUGCAGAUGCCCCUGGUGCUCCUACAUCAGUAGGCGGUAUUAAAGACACUGACGGCUCGCCUGUGGAAGGUGCUCUAGGUGCUGAAGGAGGGCUACCUGCGGAUGAUGAUACCAAAGACUAUAAUGCUGAUAGUGAUGGAUAUAUUGAUGUAGAUACAGAUGAAUUCUCUGACACAGCUUCAAUUAGUAGUGGGGCAUCAACAGGAUCUGUAGGGAGGCGAAACAAAAAGGGACCGGCAUUGAUGACAAAAAUGAUGAAAAAGCGCAAGUUGAAGAGGGCAAAAAGGAAGACCACCAAUGAGGGACCAGCAAUUAAGACUGGAGAUCAGUUGGUUGUAGAAACUCUCAUGACAACAUCUAAAGCAGAUGUUGUGUGGCAGGAUGGAUCACUGGAGAAGCGUAUUUUGUCAACAGUCCUUUAUCCAAUUCAUCAUUUGGACGACCAGGAAUUCUUUCCGGGUGACUUUGUGGUGGAGCAGGACUCAGUCGAUCCACAUGAGUAUGGCGUUGUGCAAAGGGUUGAUCAUGCUGGGAGGACAUCCAUUGUGAAGUGGUUUAGAACCUACACAGCUGGAAACGAACCACAGCCAGAAAUGUUACGUGAACAGGAAGUGAGUGUGUAUGAUUUGCGUGACCAUCCGGAUUUCCGCUACCGUCCAGGCUCUGUAGUUAUAAGAGUGGCCAAUUUUGAAGAGUGUCAGACCUGUUCUACAGGGCAAGUUUUAGAUAACUUUCCAUCCGGAGAAGUGAGUGUUUGGUGGGUAGAUGGGAGGACAUCAGUAUGUUACCCUCAAGAUCUGUACAAAGUGGGUGAGUACGACUCAGAUGAUGGAGAACUUUGGGAUGACACAGCCUCAGAUGAGUCGUGGGAGACAGAAAGUGAACAUUCUGUGAUUGCAGAGGAGAGUGAAAGUGAAAGUGAGGGAGUACUUAAAACAAGACUUGUAGCAAACAUUGAAAAAGCUCGUAUAGCUAUGAGUCGUCUAGAAGAAAUUUUUACGCAGAAUCCUGCUCUUCAGACCACAGCAGUAAUGAAACAACUUUUAGAUUGUUACAAAGAAUGCAGGUAUAUGGAUAAGCUGAUGGGCACGAGCUUCUUCCAUGAAAGCAAUUUCCAGGGACUCAUAGAAAAGGUUCGUGAGCGUGGCAGAGCAUCAACAACUCAGCGCAUGACAGAGCAAAUAAACCGUCUCUUCUCGGCCUCAGACUCGGAAGGUCCCCUCACUCCAAUCAUGAAUUGUGGAGAGGGGAGCAAAGCUGUCACAGGGAAUUUUGACAGUGCUAAAGAAGACAUGUCCAAGCCAAAUAAGGAUAAUCUGUGCAAUAAGGAUGACAGCGACAUCCUUUCCUCCAAAGAUGCCAUCCUCAGCAGCUCGGCCACAUUGUCGGAGAAUUUGGCUAAUCUCAGCUUCUCUCAGGGAAGAACCAGUAAAUCUGAGAAGGUUCUAGAUGGGGGACGAAAUAGGGGAGGAGAGCUACGACAUAAGAGAAUGAGCGAAACUGAUAUGACUCUUCACGAGAAAGUCUCUUCGGAUGCGCGUAUGAAAGAUUCCAAAAGUUGUAAUGAUCUGAAGGUGUCCUCAUCAGAAGUCAUCAGCGGGGUAACAGAAGAGAUCCGCACGUCUCACAUGUGUGCUCAGCUGUGCUCUCUCAUGAAGGCUCAGCUGCUCAAAACCUACGAGGAGGUCGUGUUCCGCUUUGGAGGCCACUUUGACAUGAGUCUCAUGCAAGCUUGUCAGGAUUCUGAGGGUGCACAUGGGGAAACCAAGGAUAUCCUGCAGGAUGAUAACAAAGAGAACAUUCCAGUGUUUAUCGCAGAAGACAUAGUUAAUGAAAAUACAACUACCAUUGCACUUAGUCAGGUUGUUCAUCAAACUGUGAUUCCAGUGGAGAAAAAGGAGGAAAACUAUGAAAGCCUUGAUGACAAACAGGCUCUUGAUGUCAGUGCAACUAAUAACGCCUCUCUUCUGCCGUCUCCUGUGGUGACCGAUGACAUGAUCACCUCCAAUGGGAACAGCGGAGAGACGACUGACAAAAAUACCUUCUCUGAUGACGCAGAUUCCAUUAUUGCAAAUGCUGUUGCAGCAGUCAACGGAGAAGUUGGGUCAGCAUUUACAAGUGGAUCUGAUUGCUUGUCGAGUCCUUCUGAAGGCAGUGGACAGGCAGUAGGAAACUCCGAACCCAGCACUGAGCCUGAUGGUUUUGAAGUUUUGGAAGCAGCUCCAGACAGUCACAAGUUUAAGCUGACAAUGUUCCAGCCAACCGACCCACCUCACUUCUACAGGACAGUGCGCAAGGAAAUGAAACUGUUGAAGACCUCCCUCCCUCUAGGGAUCUGGGUCAGAGGUUAUGAAGACCGUAUGGAUCUAUAUUCCGUUAUGAUCCGAGGACCAGAGCGCACGCCCUAUGAAGAUGGCCUCUUCUUCUUUGACUUCCAGUUGUCAGCAGACUACCCACGUGCACCACCUCUCUGUCACUAUGUUACUUACUGCUCUGACAAACUAAAUCCGAACCUUUAUGAAGAUGGCAAGGUGUGUGUGUCAUUGCUUGGUACAUGGAAUGGAAAAGGCACAGAGGUGUGGACUAGUCAGAGUAACCUUCUGCAGGUCAUCAUAUCCAUUCAAGGGUUGAUCCUGGUAAGUGAGCCAUAUUUCAAUGAGGCCGGCUACGAGCGACAGAAAGGUACCCAGCAAGGGAGGGAGAACUCUCGAAUGUACAACGAAAUGGUGGUGCUAAAGCUUAUACAAGCCAUGGCGAAGGUUAUACAAGCACCUCCUGACAUCUUUAAAAAGGAGAUUAUUCAACACUUCCAUAAGAGGGCUUUUAAAUUGGUGCAGAGACUUGAAUGCUGGCUAGAAAUAUCAGAAAACCACAAUGCUUCACAUCCAUUAUCUCCCACAACCCCAACAACUUUCAGGGAGAUAUAUCCAUCAGAUGCUGGUGUUGAAUUGCCAGAAUUUCCACUGAUUCCAGCUUCCAAAGGGUUCUGCAUCACCCUACGCAAGACACUUAAACAAUUUAAAUCCAUCCUUGAGUCUGUUGGCGUGUCGACAGACCAGAAACUCCAGGCCCGUGAGUUAGACAGCAACUUACCCAAGACUGCCGUUAGCUCCUCCAGCGUUGAGACGAAAGUUGCUAAAGCCACGUAUGUCGAGACGGAAAAGGAAAAAGUUGUCGGUGGUAACUCGUAGCUAUUGUCCAAUUUUAGCUUAUUUAUCCCUGUUAUUACUAGUGUAUUUAUCAAUGUUAAUAAUCAGUGCCUGUGUGGAUUGUGGUGUUCGUUAAGUUUUGCAAAUUGUGGACAUUAUAAGAUCGUAGUCUCCUCCGAUACAAAUUUAGAUCAUUUUCCUUUCUGCAAUGAAGCCAAGAGGAGAUGAUAUUUUGCCCUCCCUGUGACUUUGUUUCGUUAUUCUCAAGAUUUCUUUUGAUAAGUACGUAAAUAAAGACGCUUGUGUUGGUGCACCAUUUUCGAUAAAUCUGUUUAUGGUCUUUCAUAUUUUCCAGUUUUUAUGCAUUUUGAAAAUAGAUUGUUGAUAUUGAUACAGUAUACAAUUUCACUCAAGCUUUUCCAGCAUUAUCUUUACUGAAAAAGAAAAUGGAGAUAACAAAUAAUGGCAAAAAUGGGAAAUGAUACACCAUCAUUAAAUAUUUUUUGUAUUUUUUUUUUCUUUUUAUUAUAAUUUCAAUAAAUUCUUUCAGUUUUUAUGACUGACUUACAAGAAAUUAAAGGAAUCUCUUUAUUAGUCUUAUGAUAUUAGCAAGUAUACCUUUUGUGUCAUAUGGCUAAGAUUGAUGGUUUUGUCGCAUCAGAUAUAAGUCAGUUUCCGAAGCUGAUUUUCUUUACAAUUUUAAAGUGGUUGCCUAACCUUAGGUUUUCUAACCGAAACUGAGAUUAAAACUAUUUAUUUGCGUGAUCAGAACAACAUAGGCUUUUUGAAUUUGACUGUUUUAGGAAUAUUGUUAUGCUAUUUUUCAAUGAUCUAUAGUAAUUUUUGGUUGUGAUAUUGUUUUUAACAGUAUUAUAGAAAAGAAAAAAAAAAUAUCAUGCACUCUAGCUGAUUUCUCAUCAUGAUCAGUGCUAAUCGAAUUCAGUUUCUGUAGAAAGAGAGCGAGAGAUAUGGCGAGCUGACUUUUUGAAUGCACUAUUUUUUGUUUUUUUGUUUGUUUGCGUAUUUUUGUUAUUCAUACGCUGCCUUCGUACCUGCUGGAGAGGUCUUGGUGGCAUAAUUGGUCAAUCACAGGUAUCAAGUCGCAGAUAACUUGUGUUUUGUGGUUGUCGGGAAUCUUUUCUGGAGGUUUGUUUAUUAAUCUUGUGUAUUUUUUAUCGUAUCAGUCAUUAUUAUUUUCCUUUAGGGUUGGGGGGUGUCUUUUCUGAUGUGAUUAUUGCUAUUAUCACUUUUUUUUUUUUGGUAUAAGAAAUGUAGAAUUUGAUAAUUUGAUUGACAUUUAUUGCAUUUACUUAUUUUUUUUCUUGAACCAUUUUACAGGAAGCUAUUUGUUAUGGAGAUUAUGAAGUUUGGUAAUGGUUAAACUGUCAGAACUGCAAAUAGUCUCUUUUUUUUUGGUUUCACUUAAAUCUGGUUUAUAUUGGAAUAGUAUUGGAAGUGAACAUUGGUAAGAUAUGUAUAUGGAUUUAUGAAUCUUAUUGAUUCCUGUUGGAAAAUUGUUAUAAAAAGGAAUUAAGGCUAAUAUUAAAUUAUUUUGUUGCUAAUUGUGUCUGAUUGUGAUAUUCUAAUACUCUCUUUCCUUUCCACAUAUUGGUAUAGAUACUGUUUAUUAGAUUUAUUUAGUUUAAAUUCUAUGGAAAAUAUACAUUCAGCAUAUGGAUAAGUUAAGAUCACAUUCUGAUAUGAUUUUAUAUAAAAAAAAAAAAACUCGCAAAUCUGGAACUUCAUUGUGACCUUAUAAAUAUUUAUAAAUAAAUUAAUGACCCAUGCUGUGGUUACUACAUAGCCUCCCCCAUCCCUACCAGUACCUCGUGAUUGAGCAGUAAUGAUUAUUACUUUCAACCAGCACAUCUGAAGGUAAUUACAAAUGCAUUUCUAGUACUGAUGUAGAAAUCUCAAAUGACAGUAAUGGUAAUGUCUUUUAUCACCAGUUGUCAAGGAAUGCCUGUCGUCGCCAGUCGUCAAAAAGGCUGUAAGUGCUACAGUUGCUGGUGUCUGUUUAGUCCAUUUUGGUUUAAUGGUUUCUCCUUGGUUAUCAGUCAAGUUUAAGUCUGAUGUUAGUUGAGGUUCUGGCAAAGUCUUAUGCCGUGGUGUAUUGGAUACUCUCUCUUGGUGCUUCCUAGCUUGAUGUAGUGUAGUUGCUGAACUCCGUUUUGAUUUUAAAAUGCUUCUUUUGUGAGAUACAUUAUCUCCCUUUUUUUGUUGUGGUGUUGGUGCUACUGUUGGGACUUGGCUUUCCUGCAAAUUGGGAAGGAUAGUUGAAAAAUUGGGGUUUAGGAUUCUUGGCUGAAUAGAUUUGGUUACAUGGCAAUUUCAAGAAAUGCCUUUUAGUGUCACACACACGUUUUAUGUUGAUACUUCUUGAAAUAGACAAGAAUAUAACCAUAUGCUUUCAAAGACUUGUAUACAGAUAUGCAUCUAUGCAAAAAAAAAAAAAAAAAAAA
This is a messenger RNA of Penaeus vannamei (Pacific white shrimp), 6656 nucleotides long. NCBI's taxonomy places the organism in Eukaryota, Metazoa, Arthropoda, Malacostraca, Decapoda, Penaeidae. The record is from RefSeq and is a predicted model, not a curated record.